AUGGCUGAAAUGCUGGAAGAAAAUGUCCAGGUUCCUGGACGAGUUAGAGAAGAGCUCUGUUUACCAUGUACACGAAAGGAUAAAAUGACAGUUGCUACAGUGUUUUGUUAUGACUGUGACAAUUUUCAAUGUAAACAGUGCGCGGACGUUCAUAAAGUUUUUGAUAUUAUGAAAGAUCACAAGAUGGCGAAGGCAAGUGAAAUUACGACAAAACCAGUUAAAUUCGAUAUGAAAGGAUUGACCCAGUGUGAAACACACGGAAAAUUAUUCGAGUUUCUAUGUAAAGAUCACGAUAUGUUUUGUUGCAGUACAUGUGCCAUAAUUAAUCAUCGGGCAUGUGACAGUGUAGUGGAAAUACACAACGUCGCAGGUGUUUCCGAAGAAACCAGUAUGGAAAUACGAUCACGUCUGGUUGGUGCAAAAGAGUUAUGCGAUUCCGCUGUAAUGCAUUGGAAUUCGUCCGAGAUAUCGUUACGUGACAGUGUAAAAAAUCUGCCAGAAAAGAUCAACAAUAUAAGAGCUCAGAUGAAUAAAAGGUUCGAUGACCUGUUGCAAGACGUCGAGAAAGAUAGCGCUACAUUCAUGAAGCUUCAGUUGGAUAAAGGAAAAGAGAAAAUUUCCAAAUGUGACGGCCUGGCUAAACGGUUCCAGACAUCCUUGAAGUUUCUAGAUGAAGUAAGUCUCCAUGGUACAAUUGUACAAAAAUUCAUAGCUGAGCAUGAAAUACAACAGCAGGUCAAACUCGCACAGAAAGAAGUUGAGCAUGAAUGUGAUCAGCUUGAAACUGCUGACAUAUCGUUCAAGUUGAAUGAAAUUUUGACAAUUAAAGAAAUUCUAGAAGGCAAGGAUAGACUCGGAACUCUGAAAACAGAGACAAAUAAAGUAACAGUUGAUGAAGUCCGAGGACAUAGACCUGUACAUCUCGAAUUUAUCAACUCCAUUGACCUUAAGCUGUCUGAAGAUGAUGAAAGUGAGUCUAUGUUAUAUAGUGUAGAUUUUCUUCCUGAUGAACGAAUAGUCGGGAUAGUUAUCAAGGACCGAACAUUACUGAUUUUCAACGAAUUUCUGGAUGAAAUGGCUCGUUAUAAAUUAUCAUACCAGCCACUGGGUGUUGUUGCUGUAUCUGAAGAUACGAUAGCUAUUACAGGUGGGAACAAAACAAUAGAAUUUCUACAUGUCAGUAAGUCUAAUGAAAUAACAAACAUGAAAACGUAUAAAGUAUGUGGAAAAUUCAAUUCAGUUUGUUUAAAGGACGUCGAUAAUUUUGUUGUUGGAGCUUUCGAUGACAUCAAAUUAGCACGUAUUCUGUCACUGUCGGGAGAAGUGAAAGACUUCGGUGUGACAUUUCAUUCCAAAUUAUAUCGUCAUGACGCAGUAUCAUGCACAUAUAUAAAUGAACUUGAUAAAGUGAUUAUCAGCGACCGAGACGAGAAUUUAGUCUAUAUAUAUGAUGUUACAACAAACACUAGAGUCAUCGUCAGGGACAGCAGAAUCCAGGGUCCAAGGGGUGUUGCUGUCGGUCCAAUGAACUGUGUAUUCGUCUGUUGUAAAAACACCGAUUCCAUUGUACAGGUUUCUCCUACGGGUGUGAUCCUAUCAUCACAUAAGUUAGAAGUGAAGUUUCCAUUUCAUGUUUGUGUUUCGGAAGACAAAACCAAACUUGCAGUUUCAAAUAGAUGCAAAGGGAAAAGUAGACUGCAAGUUUUGAAGAUAAACUAG
This is a messenger RNA of Mercenaria mercenaria, 1719 nucleotides long. Its product is annotated as transcription intermediary factor 1-alpha-like. Gene Ontology annotation, molecular function: ubiquitin-protein transferase activity; zinc ion binding. Gene Ontology annotation, cellular component: nucleoplasm; chromatin. The record is from RefSeq and is a predicted model, not a curated record. Gene Ontology annotation, biological process: positive regulation of DNA-templated transcription. The transcript has a single exon. The coding region runs from base 1 to 1719 and encodes 572 amino acids. Lineage: Eukaryota; Metazoa; Mollusca; Bivalvia; Venerida; Veneridae.